Messenger RNA from Hydractinia symbiolongicarpus, 1860 nucleotides. Its product is annotated as sperm-associated antigen 6. NCBI's taxonomy places the organism in Eukaryota, Metazoa, Cnidaria, Hydrozoa, Anthoathecata, Hydractiniidae. Gene Ontology annotation, biological process: cilium movement. The record is from RefSeq and is a predicted model, not a curated record. The coding region runs from base 108 to 1640 and encodes 510 amino acids. The transcript is spliced from 13 exons. Gene Ontology annotation, molecular function: microtubule binding. Gene Ontology annotation, cellular component: microtubule cytoskeleton.
UAUCUGUGGUUGUUAUGUACAUGCUUUACCUGUCAACGGAGAAAGAACAAAAAUAGGCAGCCGACAUAAAAGGAGCUUUCGGAAAAUCUCUAGCAAAAAUUGUGAAAAUGAGUACUCGACAAGUAUUGCAAGUAUUUGAGCAGUACCAAAAAGCAAGGACAACAUUUGUGCAGACUGUAUCAGAACUAGCAUCUCGGCCACAAAAUAUAGAGACAUUACAAAAUGCAGGAGUCAUGGCUUUACUUAGACCAUUACUACUUGAUGUUGUACCAACUGUUCAACAAACUGCUGCAUUAGCUCUUGGAAGAUUAGCAAACUAUAAUGAUGACCUGGCUGAAGCUGUUGUCAGAGGAGACAUUCUUCCACAAUUAGUAUAUUCAUUAGCAGAACAGAAUAGAUUUUACAAAAAAACAGCUGCUUUUGUCCUCCGUGCUGUUGCUAAACAUUCUCCACAGUUAGCACAAGCAGUAGUUGACUGUGGAGCAUUAGAAGCAUUGGUUAUUUGUUUAGAAGAGUUUGAUCCAGGGGUAAAGGAAGCAGCAGCCUGGGCCUUGGGCUACAUUGCUAGACAUAAUGCAGAACUGUCACAGUCUGUAGUUGAUGCUGGAGCUGUCCCAUUGCUUGUUCUUUGUAUACAAGAACCAGAACUACCAUUAAAACGAAUCUCUGCAUCAGCAUUAAGUGAUAUAUGUAAACAUUCACCAGAACUUGCACAAACUGUAGUUGACGCAGGUGCGAUUGCACACUUAGCGCAGAUGAUUUUGAAUCCGGAUGCGAAGCUUAAGAGGCAAGUGUUUUCCGCGUUAAGUCAAAUAGCUAAACAUUCAGUUGAUCUUGCAGAAAUGGUUGUGGAGGCAGAAGUCUUUCCAGCAGUAUUGACGUGUCUUAAAGAUUCAGAUGAGUACGUGAAGAAGAACGUGGCCAUUUUGAUCAGAGAAGUAGCAAAACAUACACCAGAGUUGGCGCAAUUGAUAGUCAACGCCGGUGGUGUGGCAGCUGUUAUUGACUACAUAGGCGAAACACGGGGUAAUAUAAGACUGCCAGGUAUUAUGAUGCUGGGUUAUGUCGGUGCUCACUCGGAAAACCUUGCUAUGGCUGUCAUCGUUUCAAAGGGUGUCGUGCAAUUGGCAAUCGUGUUGUCCGAAGAAGUGGAAGAUCAUAUCAAGGCCGCUUCAGCAUGGGCGUUGGGACAGAUUGGUCGUCACACACCAGAACAUGCGAAAGCUGUUGCUAUUGCUAACGUUUUACCGAAGUUACUAUUCUGUUAUUUAUCAGCUGAAUCGUCAGAAGAUCUUCAGACCAAGUCUAAAAAAGCAUUAAAGAACAUCCUUCAACGAUGCAUUCAUCUGCCAGCGUUAGAACCUCUUCUGCACAAUGCACCGCCUAACAUCCUAAAACACGUGGUUAGUCAGUUCUCCAAAGUGUUGCCUCACGAUUCUAAAUCACGAAAACUUUUUGUCACAAGUGGAGGGUUAAAGAAAAUCCAGGAAAUCAAAGUGGAACCAGGAACUGCUCUUCACGAGUACAUUAACACCAUUAAUAAUUGUUAUCCUGAAGAAAUCGUCAGAUACUACUCGCCCGGCUACUCUGAAAAACUACUGGAUCGAAUCGAACAAUACCAACCACCUUUGGUGCAGUAAAUUUCGCUUUGAAAGAAAAACAUGUAUAUAUUCUUAUUAUUUUGAAAUUAAGAUAUAUUUUUUUUAUUUCGAUUUCAGGCGCAUGUAAAACUUUCUCGAUUUUUUUUUUUCGUUCACCUAAUAAAUGCUUAUAUGCUUCUCAACAGUGUAAAUCGUGGUUAGUUUUAUUUUACCUUUUAACGUGUAAAUACCUGAAAGCGAUAAUAUAUCAAAUUAGUAA